AGGGAGGAAAAGCAGCAGCAAGGCAGCCAGCCGCAAACACACAUUCCUGGAAAGACUGCACCGAUAGACCCAGCUGAGCUACCAAGUUGAGAGACUUCAGACCAGAGGUCCAUCAUCUCAGCGCAGCAAAGGAUCGUCUUUGGCUUCCAAUAAGGUAAGCAAGGCAUAAAAAUAAACUUCAAGUUUUCCAUCUCUCCUCCAGAAACAAAACUUUUCACCAGCAUCUAAGCUUGUAUAGAGAACCUCCCAGAGACACCUCUGUUACAGACGCUAGAUUUCCGUCUGCUUAAAGAAGCAGCAACUUUCCCUUCCUUCCUCCAAAUGCCCUGCCUGGAGAAAGUGCGAGUUAUCUUAUUUAUUUGUUUGCAGUGGCUGCCAAGGUUGGAGGCAGGCAGUGAUUGUUGCCCUUUUGGGAAGAAUGAAAGAAGGAAUUUUGAGAGGCAUCGCUGCGUGUCCCAAUGUUAAGCAGGUGUGGCAGGAAUUUGCAUCAUUUUAAACAACCCACAAAAAUCUGUUUGACCAGAAGUGAAUGAGUCAAAAUAAUGUGUGCCUGAAAAGGAAAGGAAAGCCUCUUUCAAACUCUCUUGAUAACAUUUGUCCGUCUGCAGCAUGAUACAUUUGAUAAAAGUGAGCCUUUGAGAUGCACCGAAUUCUCCUUUCACCAAGCCAGAACCUACUUCAGAAUUAUGGCAGUUCCACACCAUACAUUUAAAGCGCAUCCAUUGCACAAGUAAAGUUCAUGACUUCCCCCAAGGAAUCCUGGGAAAUGCAAUUUGUUAGGGAUGCUGGGAAUUAUAGCUAUGUGACAGGGCCAGAUUUAGGUUUGAUGAUGCCCUAAGCUCCUGAAGGUAAUGGGGCCCUUUAUAUGUCCAGCUGUCCUUUGUCAACAACAAAUUAUUACUGUUUUUUGUGUUGAAUGUAUUCUGUAUGGUAAUUUAUGGACCUACUAGGUAUCUAAAGCCAUUUGCACAUAACAAAAAGGAGCCUACACAACACAAAACACUGUUGCUGUAUGCAGGUUUUAUUUGUUUUUUAUCUUAUAUUUUGGAAAUGUACAUCCAGUUGUUUUUUUCUUUAAUUUUUUUUGGGGGGGGGCAAGAGAGUGGGGCCCUAAGCUAUAGCUUGUUUAAAUCCGGCACUGCCUGUGAGGGGAAACUAUAGUUCUCAGGAUUCUUUGAUCAUGGAAUUACAGAAUUGUAGAGUUGGAAGGGACUCAAGGAGCCAUCUGGAAUCUCAGCUAAAGCAUCCAUGGCAGAUGGCCAUUCAACCUCUGCUUAUGAGCCUCCACGAAGGAGAGUCCACCACCUCUCAAGGGAGACCAUUCCACUAUCGAACUGCUCUUGCUGUCAGAAAGUUCUUCCCGAUGUUUAGUUGGAAUCUCCUUCCUUACAACUUGAAGCCAUUGGCUCAUGCCCUACCCUCCAGAGCAGGAGAAAACAAGCUUGUUCCCUCUUCCAUGUGACAGCCCUUGAGGUAUUUGAAGAUGGCCAUCAUAUCCGUCUUCUCGAUGGAAAUCAAGUGCUUUAAGUGUGUGUUGGAUUUGCUUUAAGUUUAUGGUGUGGAAUUGUUCCUAUUCCUGAAUGAAGGAAGAGUCGUCUGGCACUCAAAAGCCAACCCUUCACCGACCACACAUCUGAUCUUAUAAAAAGCUGUCAUCUGGACCGCUUUAAUAAAAGGUUUUUCUGUUGCUAGGAACAAACCAAUCAGUGCUCUCUUGUCAGUGUCUGAGAACCAGCCUCUUCCAAAAUCAGUAUCAGUGUGGGAAAGCUUGAGGGUCACAGCUCAGCAGCACAGCAUGCAGGUUGCACGUAUAUGGUCCCAGGCUUGUAUUUUCUGGCACCAUCUUCGAUUAAAGGCUUUUGUGUGAAGCAGGGCUGGGAAAGAUUGCUGAAGAUAUUUUCAGAAUGGGCAUUAAAAAUAAUGUUGACCGUUUCCUGAGCUGCCCGUGUGAGCUGUAGCUCAGCACUCCGGUCCUUGGUUCAAUCCCUGACAUCUCUAGAUAAAGGAUUUCAGAUUGCAGGACUGCCUUUAAACCUUGGAGAAUCAACAGCCAACUGGAGUAAGCCAUAGUUUUAUAUGUGCAGAAAUGUGAAAUAUAAAUGUCGUUAGUGAGGAAACAGAUGCAUAGAUAACAGUGCAUGAAUGUGCUCUAGCAGCCACCCUUAUUUAAACCUGAGGCAUUUUAACAUACAAGCUCAAUGAGGUAUUCCUAAGUGCCUAGGACUUGCCGAUCAGAAGGUUGGCAGUUCGAAUCCCCAUGAUGGGGUGAGCUCCCGUUGUUUGGUCCCAGCUUCUGCCCACCUAGCAGUUCGAAAGCAUGUCAAAGUACAAGCAGAUAAAUAGGUACCGCUCCUGCGGGAAGGUAAACGGCGUUUCCGUGCGCUGCUCCGGUUCGCCAGAAGCGGCUUAGUCAUGCUGGCCACAUGACCCGGAAGCUGUACGCCGGCUCUCUUGGCCAGUAAAGCGAGAUGAGCGCCGCAACCCCAGAGUCGGCCACGACUGGACCUAAUGGUCAGGGGUCCCUUUACCUUUAAGUCUCUUAAGAGAUGGGUAGGAUGACAACUGUUUGAUUAUGGAUUUUAUUGGUUAGACUAGAGCUUUGUGCUGAUAAUGCCAAGAUUUCAAGUUCAAUCCCUGUAUAGGACAGCUGCAUAUUCCUGCACUGUAGGGUAUUGGACUAGAUGAUCCUGAGGGUUCCUUCCAACUCUGCAAUUCUGUGAUAUUAUUGAUUAUAUUAUCCACAGUUUCCUAAUACCAUUUUUUCCAGUAUUCAGGUGUAUCUGCAUUUAAAGAGACAAGGGGAGAUUUAAAAAAAGCUAUACUGAGGGCAUAUUUACAGCACUGUUCCUUUGUGUGCAUAUGGCUGAACUGUUGUGGCUUUCCUUAUUAAUUUCAGGAGUUCCUAGAAUCAUAGAAUUGUAGAGUUGGAAGGGACAGACCACGAGAGUCAUCUAGUCCAACCCCCUGCAGUGCAGGAAACGUUUGCCCAAUGUGGGGCUUGAACCCACGACCUGAACUCAGAUCUACCGACUGAGCUAUCCCAGCUAUUGUUCCAUGAAAUCUUGAUUCUGAGAAUCCUAAUUAAUUGAUUCUGAGAAUCAUGAUUCUGAGAAUCUUUUGGUAGAGAUCCCUGAGCUUUUUCACUAAGCUGCACUUUGCAGAAUUCCAUGGUUGGGAAAUAUGAGCUGUAGUGAAUGUUAGGCCUACUCCAAGUGGACCCAUUGACCUUAAUGGGCACGACUAACUUACCUCCAUUAAUUCCAAUGGGUCUACUUUGAGUAGAACCCAGGUGCACACAACCCAGUGGCCAGUGGUGUGCGGUGAAAUUUUUCAUAGGGGAACAGUUAGGGCAGGAGGUGCCAGGUUGCAAGGGCAAUAGGGGGGCUAUAUUGGGAACUAUAGUUCACCUUAGCCAAGGCCUUUGGGAGUAAGUACCUAAACCCAUUCACUAACAGCUGCUCUUUAGUGAGUUAUCUACAUACCCCGUUGAAGAGGCAGCAUUAUAAUCUCUGUAAGCCUUUUGAUUUAGCUUUGAGCAUUAAAUCAAAUGAAUCGUAAUUCUAGAGUGGUUUGUAGCUUAACUGUAGGAAUGUGCGGUAAGUAGUCAGGAGAGAUGGAGAGAGAGAGAGAGAGAUGAAUUAACAGCUAAUUCACUGCUUAUAUAUAAAUGUGCUAAGUGCUGUAAGCCCCGGUACACUGCUCUCUCCCCAGAUCCUUUCCUUAGAGAUGCCCGAAAUUGAGCCUGGUACCUUACGCAGGGCAUAGGUUCUCCUGCUGAACCUCCCCGAUUGGCCUGCCAGUCCUCUGCCUCUUCUUGCUUCCUUGCCAUUGCCUCACAUUUUCCUCUGCCUCUCUCAAUAGCAGCCAGUGCUUCUCUCCGAAGCCCCGUGUUUCUUUGUGACAGUGAUGCUCCUCAGGCACACACUCAUCUGUCGCUACACAGCGUUCUCAGUUGCCACUGAGUCGCAGGUCCACUGGGGAAAGGAUAACUCUGGGAUGGAAGGGCAGAGGGCCGUCUGCCCAGUGCCCUUUGACCGACCACACUUGCCUAAAUGGAAGCUGCUGUUAUAGUAUAAUACACCGUAUUUUUCGCUCUAUAAGACGCACCAGACCCUAAGACGCACCUAGUUUUUGGAGAAGGAAAACAAGAAAAAAAAUAUUCUGAAUCUCAGAAGCCAGGACAGCAAGAGGGAUCGCUGCGCAGCGAAAGCAGCGAUCCCUCUUGCUGUUCUGGCUUCUGGGAUAGCUGCGCAGCCUGCAUUCGCUCCAUAAGACGCACACACAUUUCCCCUUACUUUUUAGGAGGGAAAAAGUGAGUCUUAUAGAGCAAAAAAUACGGUAAUUUGCAGAAAGGGGUCAACCAAAAUAAUGAAAGGGCUCGAGCAAGUCCCAUGUGAGCAAAGCUUACAAUGUUUGGGCAUCUUUAACUUACAGGGGAAAGGCAGCUAAAGAAAGACAGGCAAGGGGCAUAUAAAAUUAUGCAUAGUGCAGAGAAAGUGAAUCAAGAGACGUUCUUCUCCCUCUCACAUAUUAGAACUAAUGAAGCUGAAGGGUUGUAGAUUCAGGACAGGGAAAAAGAGUUCUUCACACAGUGCACAGUUGUAGUCAUCGUAGUUAUUAAAAAGAAUUUAUAUACCACCUUUCAUUUCGAGAAGAGUCACAAGCAACUAAAAAACAAUGGCAAAAUAACAAGAAUAAAACCAAUUAUGAAAAUACAGUUGCCUUUGAUUAAAAUACAUAGAACUACAUUAAAAUAUCACACACACACACACACACGUUAAAACUAUGGAAUUGGCCAGCACCAGUUGUGAUAAUGGCCAUCAACUUGGAUGGUUUUUUAAGGUGGUUAAGAUAAAUUCAUGGAGGAUAAGGCUGUCAUUAUCUACCCAUCUCACUGAAGGCCUCCCAUUUCAGGUAUCAAAGGCAGUGAAUGGGGUACAUGAGUGUGAUUAGGACUAUUGCAUUCAUGCCAAUCUUGCAGGAUUCCCAUGGGUAUAUGGUUUCCCAUGAUAGGUAAAGGUAAAGGGACCCCUGACCAUUAGGUCCAGUCGUGACCGACUCUGGGGUUGCGGCGCUCAUCUCGCUUUAUUGGCCGAGGGAGCCGGCGUACAGCUUCCGGGUCAUGUGGCCAGUAUGAAUAAGCCGCUUCUGGCGAACCAGAGCAGCACACGGAAACACCAUUUACCUUCCUGCCAGAGCGGUACCUAUUUAUCUAUUUGCACUUUGACGUGCUUUCAAACUGCUAGGUUGGCAGGAGCAGGGACCAAGCAACGGGAGCUCACCCCAUCGCGGGGAUUCAAACCGCCGACCUUCUGAUCAGCAAGUCCUAGGCUCUGUGGUUUAACCCACAGCACCACCCACGUCCCUUUACAUGAUAGGAAAAGGAAUAUUGGACUAGACAUUCUUCUUAUCUAAAUAAGUAAACCUUUAAAAUCCCAAAUCAGUUAGGAAUCUUAGUGACUCACAUGGAUAGAAAAAAACAGCAACCCGUUCUUUUAAUAAUUCAGAGCCUAUACACAUACACACACAAAACCUCUUAUAAUUGAUGUGGAUUCAUAGCAAAGGGUUACAACUGUGCUAAUGAGCAAUGCAUAUCACACUUUCCGGUAUCGAUUACUCCUCCUUAAUUUGUUUCAGUGGAAUAAUCAGCCCAGAUCUACUAGUACUGAAGUCUCUCCACCAUUUCUUCUUACAGUUAACUUUUUGACCCAAAAUGGGAGAGCCCGACCACCUCUUGCCUUUUAAUGAAUACGGAGAGUACCACAACUUGACAGAGCUUGCCCACCUGCUCAACUACACCUUCAGCUACUGCAGAUUGGGGCUGGAUGAGAGCGUGAAGCGGGUGUUCCUCUUUGUCCUCUACCUCAUCAUCUUUGUGGUGGGGCUGGUGGAGAACCUUCUGGUGAUCUGGGUAAAUUGGCAGACCCGAAGCCACAAGAACCUGGUCAACCUCUACAUCUUCAACAUGGCCAUUGCAGACUUGGGAGUGAUCCUCUCCUUACCGGUCUGGAUGCUGCAAGCCAUGCUUGACUAUACCUGGCUCUGGGGGAGCUUCCUCUGCCACUUCACCCACUACUUUUACUUUGCCAACAUGUUCAGCAGCAUCUUCUUUCUCACCUGCCUGAGCGUUGACCGCUAUGUGUCCUUGACAACCUCCUCCCACUUCUGGCACCGACACCAGCACCUGGUGCGACGCAUUGCUUGCUGCUGCAUAUGGGCCUUGGCUGCCAUCGUCCCUUUGCCAGAGGUGUCCCACAUGGAGUUAAUUGACAGCACUGAGCCAGUAUGUUUCUUCAUGGCCCCCCUGGAGACCUACGACAUCUGGGCCAUUACUCUCACCCUGCUCACUGCCUUCAUUGGGUUCCUCAUUCCCUUCUUCAUCAUGGCAGUCUUCAACAUACUGACAGCGAGGCACAUCAAGCGCAGCAACAAGCCUGAGAGCAGGAAGCACUGCCGCGUCAUCUACGCCUACAUUGCCGUCUUCCUAGUGAGCUGGCUGCCGUUCCACCUGGUUUUGCUUUUGCUGACGCUCGAAGGUACCAGCAUCUUCCUCCACUGCCACUUUUUGGACUUCCUCUACUUCUUCUACGAUAUCAUAGACUGCUUCACCCUUCUCCAUUGCGUGGUCAACCCCAUCCUGUACAACUUCCUGAGCAAGAACUUCAAAGGGAAGCUCAUCUCUGCUGUGGUCAGGUACAUCCCCAAAGACCAAAUGGAUCGAAAGGGGGGCGAGGGUUCCUCUUCUAACACCCAACAUUCCAUUGUCAUAGCAAAAGAGAACACCUUGCCAAAUUAAAAGUGUGCUUGAUUUGGUUUAUUGCUGUGGUUCCACAACACGAUCCUGUGUAUUCAGACAUUCUCUCACUAGCAAAGGGCAGUCUUCAGUAAGAACCUCUCUGCAUACACAUCAGUGCUUCUUGAAAUCUUGGGAAAGCAGGGCCAUAUAGGGUGAAAUGUGGUGAUUAUAUGCUGCUGUGCCCUGUGUUUUCUAGUAACUCUCAUCCAAUCCCCCACCUCAAAAAAAUAACUAUGGAAAUAAAUGUUCUGAUUUCUGCU
Podarcis lilfordi (Lilford's wall lizard) is the source of this 7056-nucleotide messenger RNA. The record is from the annotation of a GenBank genome assembly. Lineage: Eukaryota; Metazoa; Chordata; Lepidosauria; Squamata; Lacertidae.